UUAAAAUGGAUUAAUUGACGUCUUUGAUAAAUGUUGGAUGCUUUUUUUCAUGAAUGCAAUCGAAAUUACGUAAUAAAAAUAGCGGGGAUAGUGAAAAAGGAAAAAAAAAAUUAUCAUUCAACUGACUUGUUUGAUCAGGAGAGUCAGUUGAAGAUUGUCGUUGUGUAAAACAUUUUCUUUUUUCUUAAAACCAAUCAACUAAAUUUGAUUUAAUUAAUAAAAUAUAUAAACAAUAAUUUUUUAAUUAUUUACUAGUAUAAUAUUGACAAUUAAUAGUAAAUUUAAAUUAUGGAUUUAUCGACAAUUAACACAUUAAAUUCAAAAGCUGUAAGAAUGUCAGACAAAGAACCAAGUGAUGGCAUUGAUAAUAUUGAUGAAUCAAUAUUUAAUCUUAGUUUUCUUGAUAUUGCAUUGACACUUGCUCUAGCAAUUUUUGCAUAUUGGUUUUUUUAUUAUCGUAAUAAAAAACAAGAUGAAUAUUCACCAUCAACAAAAUCAUAUUCAAUACAACCAACAUUAUAUACAGCAACAACACCAAUUGAAAAUUCAUUUAUUAAAAAACUUCAAACAUCUGGACGUAGUCUUGUUGUAUUUUAUGGUAGUCAAACUGGUACUGGUGAAGAAUUUGCUGGUCGUCUUGCCAAAGAAGGUGUUAGAUAUUCAAUGAAGGGUAUGGUUGCUGAUCCUGAAGAAUGUGACAUGGAGGAAUUGGUUAAUUUAAAAACAAUACCAAAUAGUUUAGCUGUAUUUGCACUUGCAACUUAUGGUGAAGGUGAUCCAACAGAUAAUGCCAUGGAAUUUGUUGACUGGUUAAAAAAUGGCGAGGGUAUUGAUUUAACUGGUUUAAAUUAUGCUGUAUUUGGACUUGGUAAUAAAACCUAUGAGCAUUACAAUGAAGUUGCAAUUUAUAUUGAUCAUCGAUUGGAACAAUUAGGAGCAACAAGAGUUUAUGAACUUGGUCUUGGUGAUGAUGAUGCAAAUAUUGAAGAUGAUUUUAUAACAUGGAAGGAUAAAUUUUGGCCAACAGUUUGUGAAUUUUUUGGUAUUGAAGGUGCACUUGAAGAUGUUAGUAUACGUCAAUAUAAAUUAACAGAACAUCUUGAUUUACCAGCUGAUCGUAUUUAUACUGGUGAAAUAGCUCGUUUACAUUCAUUAAAAACUCAACGUCCUCCAUAUGAUGCUAAAAAUCCAUAUUUAGCACCAAUUAAAGUAAAUCGUGAGCUACACAGUGAAAAAUCAGAACGUUCAUGUAUGCAUAUUGAAUUUGAUAUUGAAGGUUCAAAAAUGCGUUAUGAUGCUGGUGAUCAUGUUGCUGUUUAUCCAGUUAAUAAUUAUGAGCUUGUUAAUAAAAUUGGUGAAAUAUGCCAAGAAGAUCUUGAUAAAAUAAUAACAUUAACAAAUCUUGAUGAAGAAUCAACUAAAAAACAUCCAUUUCCAUGUCCAUGUAGUUAUAGAACAGCAUUGACAAGUUAUCUUGAUAUAACAAGUAAUCCAAGAACUCAUGUUUUAAAAGAAUUAGCUGAAUAUGCAACUGAUCAAGAUGAUAAAGAUAAAUUAAAAUUAAUGUCAUCAACAACAAGUGAAGGUAAAGCAUUAUAUCAACAAUGGAUUGUACAAGAAAAUCGUAAUAUUGUACAUAUAUUAGAAGAUAUUAAAAGUCUUAAACCAGCACUUGAUCAUCUUUGUGAAAUAUUACCAAGAUUACAAUCACGUUAUUAUUCAAUAUCAUCAUCUGGUAAAGUACAUCAAAAUUCAAUUCAUAUAACAGCUGUUGUUGUUGAAUAUAAAACACCAACUGGUAGAAUUAAUAGAGGUGUUACAACAACAUGGCUUAAAGAAAAACAUCCAAGUAAUCCACCAACAUGUGUACCAAUAUUUGUUAGAAAAUCACAAUUUAGAUUACCAACAAGACCAACAACACCAAUUAUUAUGGUUGGUCCUGGUACUGGUAUUGCACCAUUUCGUGGUUUUAUACAAGAACGUGAUGCAGCUAAAAAAGAAGGUAAAGAUGUUGGUGAUACAAUAUUAUAUUUUGGAUGUAGAAAAAGUGAUGAAGAUUAUUUAUACAAAGAUGAACUUGAACAGUAUGUUAAAAAUGGUACAUUAAAGUUACAUACUGCAUUUAGUCGUGAGCAAGAAAAGAAAAUUUAUGUCACACAUUUAUUAGAACAAAAUAAAGAUGAAAUUUGGGAUGUUAUUGGAGCUAAAAAUGGACAUGUUUAUAUUUGCGGAGAUGCACGUAAUAUGGCACGUGAUGUUCAUAAUAUUUUACUAAAAGUCGUCCAAGAAAAAGGCAAAAUGACAGAAAUGGAAGCAACAAGUUACAUCAAAAGAAUGGAUACACAAAAACGUUAUUCAACUGAUGUUUGGAGUUGAAUAAAUUAAAUUUUUUUUAAUAUUAAUUAAAAUAAUACUCAGAGUUUAAAACAUAUCAUGUUAUUGUUUAAAUUUCUGAGUUUAUAGAAAUAUAAUUAAUGAAAUUUACAUAUUGUAUGUAUAUAAAAAGAAAUAAUAUUUUUAUUUUUUUAUUUAUACAAUGCAAUUGCAAUAAUUUUGAUAAAUCUUCAUUUUAAUUGAACAACUAUUUUAUGAUUAUUUUGUCAUUAUUAAUUUGAUGAAUUUUUGAGAGGCUGAUUGUGCACAUGUUUUUUCCAUUAGUUGAAUUUUGGUAAAAUUAUUAUUAAAUAAUAUCAUGUUAAAAGUAUAUGAAAAUAUAAAAUUGUAAUAAUUUCUUUUUAUUAUUUUAUGUGCAUUAACAUGAGUAAAUGAAUUAUUAUAUUAUUUUUUAGGUGUCAAUUUUUCUUUUUAAUAAAUUUAAAUAUGUAUUUUUAAUUAUAUAUUUUAUGUACAUAUUAUUUUAUAAUAAAAAGAAAAUUAAAUGAGCAACAAUUUGAGGGAGAGUAGUUACUUAAAAUUACUCCUGACAUAUUAGAAAAAUUAGUUCGAAAAUUAUUGUCGAAGCACAAGUUGAUACAGUUGAUAGUAAUAAUACUCUUAUAGAAGAAUGUUUAUUUACUUAGAAAAAAUUUAUAGAACUAAUGUAAUAUUUUUUUAUUUAACAAUUAGUGUUUU
Messenger RNA from Aphidius gifuensis, 3072 nucleotides. It is a transcript of the gene Cpr, whose product is annotated as NADPH--cytochrome P450 reductase. Gene Ontology annotation, biological process: response to hormone. The record is from RefSeq and is a predicted model, not a curated record. Lineage: Eukaryota; Metazoa; Arthropoda; Insecta; Hymenoptera; Braconidae. Gene Ontology annotation, cellular component: cytosol. The coding region runs from base 289 to 2376 and encodes 695 amino acids. Gene Ontology annotation, molecular function: FMN binding; NADPH-hemoprotein reductase activity; flavin adenine dinucleotide binding. The transcript is spliced from 6 exons.